Trypanosoma theileri is the source of this 2349-nucleotide messenger RNA. RefSeq lists its product as uncharacterized. The transcript has a single exon. Bases 1 to 2349 code for a protein of 782 amino acids. The record is from RefSeq and is a predicted model, not a curated record. NCBI's taxonomy places the organism in Eukaryota, Euglenozoa, Kinetoplastea, Trypanosomatida, Trypanosomatidae.
AUGGGUGUUGAGGUGCAUCCACAUAUCAAAGUUGAGGCAAAAUCGGAAGAUAUAGACUUACUACCAUCGCUAAAUCCUAUUGAAGAGGUGAAAAAUAUUAAAUCCAUCUCCAAAACAUCGAGCAAAUGUGAAAGCAGUGAUAACUGCAAUAAUGCAGAUAGUUGCAACAAUUCAAGUCCAUUUGUUGCAAAGGAAGGGGAAAACGAUAAAGGAUCACCAACACUUUGGGCCUUUCAUCAGCAGCGAUAUGACCAAUUUCUGAAGGCGUAUUUUGGAUACGACGCAGAACAGAGAAUUAAGUGUGUACGUCAGGCAUCACAAAUAUGUGUGAUUGGUCUUUCUCUUCAAAAGAAGAAUCAAAAUCGUAAUGGUGACACCGUUCACGCCGCACGUCGUUUUCUUCGGCAUUCUGUUCUUGCAGUAGAAGGAGAUGCGGCGUUUGUUAGACUUGUACAGAGGGCAAGGUCUCUAUGGGAUGAGGAUGACGGAUCUCAAUACAUUCAGGAUCCCUGUCAAUGGCCUAAUGCUCGUUGCAUUGCACUUCAUUACGGUCACCCUUCUACAACUGUUCUACCUGGAGAAGGGAAUUACCAUGAUGAUGAGAGUGCCCCUUCCUCUAGUACUACAGGAAUUGAGGAGAGAAUGAAGUUUCCACUGGCUACAUUUAUGGCAGUAGUGGCCACUACACCUAUUGAGGAAGGUGAGGCAGUGCGUCUGUGUCUCCGCUCGUACCACCGCUGCUUGGAUGAAGCGACGUGGUAUGAACAACAGUUCGGGCCGAACAGCCACGGCAGUGUUGCACGUGGGGUGAAACGUUUUCACAUGUGGCCACCUGGACUCGCCUUCUACCACGGUGUUGGUGCACGCCACGCCGGGGCAGAGCCAGUGGCGGGAUUCCCCUUCACACUGCUUGAUCUCGCGCCGGCAACAGCCAUUGGGGAAGGCGAAAAGGGUCUCUUUGCAGCACAUCCAGUACCAUACGCUACAUGCUUUCUUUACUGCGGUCCAGCGGUCGCUACAAAGGUAGUAGAAGCGAGAAGACGGCGUCUCGCUGUGGGUUCUGAUAAUAUUGCGUCCCCUACUAUUGCCACGGGUUCUCAUUCUACUAAUUCUGCUGCUACUACCAAUAGUGCUAGGAGUAGCAAGAGUAGAGCUGAUGAUGCCGUACCAGAAGAUGUAUCGGUUGAUGAUGCGACGUAUGCACUUGGUAUGGGUCGACAUGGACUUUGUUUUGGUCAAGGUCUGAUGCGAUAUGCAAACCAUCGCUAUAAUUUGAGCAACUAUGGUAAUGUUGAACUGUGUUCAGUGAUGUUAUCCGUCACAAGUGAGUUUUCUCCUCUUGCUGCAGCGCUUGAAAAGCGUCGAAAAGGUAACACACAGACAAAAAAGAAAACACGUAAAGUUCUCCCACAACGAAGGUUAGAAAAAUCACAAAAACUUGGUAUUACAGAGAACAAUACUGGGGGAAUUGUGGUAAAGAAAAAACGGUACCGACCCCUUGCUGGACGCCGGGUAUUUCUUGAAGAACACAGUCACUUUGUAACCAUCCCAUUCUUUAUUGCGACGACUGAUAUAGAGGUGGGAGAACAACUUUUGGCAUGGUCAUACGGUGAAGAGUAUGAUGCUCGAUUGGAACGUUAUGCUGUUUGUGAUGGAAAUAUCGUACCAUACACAUAUGCAGCAGUGCUUGAUAGACGAACACCAGUUGGACGUUGGCAACGUUACAAAGGUGACUACCGUCAUGGUAUGGAUGUAGGAGAUAUUGUAUGGUGUUGUCAGUCUUCCUUUGGUAAUGCUUCUGUUGAUCCUUUAAACGAGUUAUUUGUUAUAAUAGAGAUGCAGCGUAAAAAUUUAGGUUACUUGUUACUGCGACCCCUUAUCCGCAGUUCUGCCUCUCAUCAAGGAUUUCUUCUUCACCCUGAUGAAAUUAAUAAUGAUGAGAUGUAUGUGCUCGAUGUGUGUACCCUGAAAACACUAGAGCGCUGCGUCAUUGCUCAUGUCGAUACAGUAGGUCUGCUAUUGGAAGACAUUGACUAUAGAACACUAGAGGAAGCCAAACGAUCCUCGGCUCUCUCCUCGUCAGUGUCAUCACCUCAAAUUGCAGGAAACGGGAACAAUUGUGGUGGAGAGUUAUCGUCCUCAUUUUAUCAUAUUCUCAUUGAUAGUGUGGCUCUUCGAAGGGCGACGAGACUAGUUCUUGAAAGUGAGCGAGUUUACACGGCUACGUCAGGACUUCUUAAUGGACGUGUUUGGCCGUUCCUUCAGAAUUCUGGAGAGGGUGGGGCUCACAAGAACCGAAAAGAGUCAGUGAAGAGCAAGAAGAAUGGGAACAAAAGAUCCACAAGUUAA